Molecule: messenger RNA, 3411 nt
Organism: Morone saxatilis (striped sea-bass)
Lineage: Eukaryota; Metazoa; Chordata; Actinopteri; Moronidae
Gene: jhy
Product: junctional cadherin complex regulator
Biological process (GO): axoneme assembly
Source: RefSeq, a predicted model, not a curated record
GGUAAGCGACUCCAUAUAUGACCAUCUUCAUGAAUCAGACUGUCCACCUACAACAUGGAUAAAGGAUUCAAACAUGAAAAGAUGCGUCAGGUGUUGAAGACUGAGCAAGAGAAGUGUCCUUCUCUGGGGCUCGCAGUUGUGGCCAACCAGUGGGACUCUGUGGAGUCGGACACAGAGAGCUUGGCCCAGGAGAGAGCUUACCAACAGCAGCUACAAAUGUCUAUUGAUCAAAACAAAUACACACUGCCCCAAAAGGAGAAUGCUGACAACUUACAGCAUGCAGAUGGAGAGAAUGAAGAUGCAAAUGAUGAUGCAACUGAAGAUCUUCAGGUUUAUGAUAGCCUAGAACGAGCAGCACACCCCGAGGCCAGGAGGAACCCCACCCUGCUACACACUGAAUAUUUGGAAACACAGAUAAUGGAAGAAGAAGGAACAAGCCUGCUCUCUGAUGAUGCCUACUCUGACCUUCGAUAUGACCCCAACUGGAGGACCAACCUGAAGGGAGCUGGCCACUUCGAUGAGAGUCCACAGGUGUCCAUCGAGGAAUAUUACCAAGUCCCUAAAGAGAAAUCUAGUCAGGCAUGUGGUGGCAGACAGGGACUGGUAAUAAAAGCAGGAUACAGAUACAUCGUCGACACAGGUUCAGCUGUUGUGGUGACUCCUCAUAUGGCCGGCAGUGAGUCUGAGCAACCAUACCGCUUACACCCACAAAAUGGUCAGACUUCACACCACGACAACCAUGCUUUACAACUCGGAUCACCAGGGGGUGAACUUUCAAGGCCUUCCAGCAUUUUCACUAAAAAUGAAAGUGACAACACUUCACAGAGAGGAUUCAAAGGGAUGUGUGAAAAUAACUGUGACAAUGCUGCUGAAAAUAUUAGCAGGGCUCCUGAGAGGAUAGAAUUUAAGACCCACUACCAGCAAGAACUGAGACACGCACAAGCAGGACCCACUCAAACAGAACACAUAAGCACAUCCACGUUGCUGAGUCCGAAGGUUUUGAUGAACAAAAAGCUUGAAAGACUCACAGAGGACAUAGUGGAACGUAAUAAAAUAACCCUGGGCCGCAACACAUCGAAAUGUGGCUCCUAUGUGACGGUGCAUGCACUUAAGCAGGAGAUUCCUCAGAAUGAGAAUAAGGUGGAUGAAAAUCUACAGGAGACAGCCAGCACGGAAAGUCAUGAGGACAGUUCAGACCCCAAGCUGAGAUGGCUCCAGAAAUCACAACAGUUGAGGGUUACCCAGAUCAGCAAAGGGAAGAAAGCCCAGAGGAAAGGAUCCCCCAACCCCCCUCGACAGCAACAGCCCCCUGCCCCGGGGGUCAGAGCUGAGCGGGGAGACAGUCUGAGCUCCCCAUUAGCAAGACCAGCCGCUGUAAUACAACAGCCGAAACCUCAGAAGACGACUUCAUCACAACCUUUGCCCCCCACUAUUCACCUCAACAUCAACCUUAACACUUCAUCCCAUCUCCUUCCGUUACUCCAGCAGGGGGGCCAGGAUGCCGCCAUCAAUGUAGCAUCUCUUCACGGCUGUCCUCACUGGAGCCCUGCAUCUGAAGUCGAACUUGCAUUGUCCCCUGGAUACCAACAAACAAAUCCAGCAAAGUCCUCCCAGAUGUUUAGGACAGGCGUAAAUGCACAACUUCACAACCGAAACUUGGAGAGUAGCCCUAAACAAUGGAAAAGGACAACUGCCAUGAAGUGGCCAUUAUCCUGUGAAGAGGAGCACCAGAAAUGGAGUCCAAAUGAGGUUCACACAAAGCAAUUUCCACAAAACCUCCCCGGGACACCCACCACCACUUCGUCUCUGUGUUCAGACUCCUACCCAGUUCUACCUCCUAUAGGAAACCCAAUGACAGGGAAAGAGCCGGAGCUGAGCCCUGAUCAGAGUGCGAGCACUGCCUACGUCAUCCAUAGAAGCAGUUCUGAUGGCUACCUGGUACAGAUGGAGAAACAGAAGCAGCUAAGGGCAAGACUCACCUACAAGGCCUUGGAAUAUGCCAAGACCAUAGCCAAACCUCUUGUACCAUCUCAACCAAAACAGAGACAGAAACACCCGUCCGAAGGCUUCACCAAGCACACUUCUUACUUGGAGGGCUUGGACGUGUCCCAGCCAGCCACCCUGGAAGCCCUUAGAAAACGACACGAAGAAGAAAAGCAGGCUGUGGCUCUCUUCAGAAAAGUACAUGCUGUCUGAGGCAAGGUGCAGUUCAUGUCAACAGUCCAUUGAACCCUUGCUCUCAUACAUAUUUGUACUCCCAAGAUUUGGGACACAUCAUGCUUCCACAUUAAAUAUUCUAGGCCUAUUGUUACAUCAACAGAUCAUUACAUUUUAGCUUAUUUUUCAAAAUAUGUACGAAAAGAUAGCUAAUGGUUCUAUACUGUACACAGUAUAGCCUGUAUAGUCUUUAACAUUGUGUGUCACCAGAUCGGAUUUGAGAAGAAAUUCACUGGAUGGACUGUGCAGGGUGCUGUUCUCACCACAUACAGUCCUAAAGUUUGUGCUUAACUAAACUAAAACUGCAACACAAAUAUAUAUUUUGCAACAGGAGGUUUACAUGGUUUUACAAUUUGUUUAACGUAACUGUAUCAGGGUUUUACAAUUAAUAUGAUAUAUAAAUCAUAUGCUUAAAUCAAAGUAUUGGAGCCACAAAAUGGGCGAGGAAAAAAUGACAAUAUAAAAGAAGUGUAUGCAACAGUUUGAGUCUGAAAGGAAACAGGUGGCUAAAGAUGAUGGCAGAGAUGAAUCUCCACACAGUGGGAUCAGUACUGUUGUCAUGACUUGUCUAUUAGAUCCAACUUGUUGCACUUGACAAUGUGCACAGGUAAAUGAUGAAGCAGGUGUAGCUCUUAAUAGUAAGCCCAGCCUUCCUCUACUGACAAUACAUUAGAACCUGUGUAUGCAAUGUAGAUUCAGUGCAUUAAAUAGAAAUUUAGCAGUUGCACUUAUAUGUAAUACCGUAUAUGCAAAUGAUCAGAUAUAACUGUAUGUAUGUCCCUACUCAAUAUAGACAAAUAUUAAAUAAUGUCUCUCAGAUUUUGUGUUAUCGGCAAGCAAGAGAUAAACGUCACAGAAGACCUACUGGUCUUACUCAUGAAAGUAAUGAAGUGGUCGUAGUAUGUGACAGUGACACUGAGCAAUCAGAAUCACCAACAGCACUUUUUCAUUUUCAUUAUACAAUCCAGUUCCAACUAUCCCAGACUGCUGCUUAAUGCCCACACUCUUCUUUAUGGCAGCAGCAGGUCAUUUCCUUAUUAUUAUGUUAUCAGUUUGUCUCCUCUCACAGGAGUCUUAGAAAGUCUUAAAUCCAAUAAUCAGAAUUUUAGGCCUUAAAGUACAAUAUGUAAAAUUUCUGCAAUCAAACGUUUAUAAAUGUUUCCAACAAUGUUCAAACUCAGAGAAACCUGUCAU